ACGACCUGCCCGCCAAUUUUGAGGGAUGUAAACAGUGUCGUGCUCUCCCGCUGACUGUGUUAUGUAGAAAGUUAAUCUUCCAGCAAACUAAGAACGAGCACAUUUUCUUUCACAAUGAAUUCGAGUGGAAGAGGAUCUGGUGAUGCAUCCCAACUGGUCUCCAGCAGUGACAGCGACUCCAUUAAAGUGUUUGUUCGAGUGCGACCUCUGACUCAGGGAACCGGGCUGACCACAGAUGGAGAUCAGAAUCUGUGUCUCACAGUUACCUCACCCAACACCAUCCGUCUGCUCUCAAAACCAGAACCACGCACAUUCACCUACGAUCAUGUUGCUGAUAUGGACACAUCUCAGGACUCUGUCUUCUCCAGUGUGGCUAAGAAUAUUGUUGAGUCUUGCAUCAAUGGAUAUAAUGGUACAAUAUUUGCCUACGGACAAACAGGCUCAGGGAAAACAUUCACCAUGCUUGGCCCAUCUGAGUUGGAUAACUUCACAGAUGAACUUAGAGGGGUUAUUCCUCGAAGUUUUGAAUACUUGUUUUUUCUCAUCAACAGAGAAAAGGAAAGGUCUGCUCAGUCUAAGAGUUUCCUUUGCAAAUGUUCGUUUAUUGAAAUAUACAACGAACAAAUUUACGACCUUCUGGACACAGCCUCAGCGAGCCUUUUCCUCAGGGAAAACAUCAAGAAAGGGAUGUUUGUUGAGGGAGCUGUGGAGAAGGUCGUCAACUCAGCUGCUGAAGCCUACCAGGUGCUGUCUAUGGGCUGGCGUAAUCGACGAGUAGCCUCCACCUCUAUGAACCGCGAGUCUUCCAGAUCUCAUGCAGUGUUCACCAUGACUCUGGAGUCCAAAGAGUCCAUUAAUGAAGUGGUGAACAUUCGAAUGUCUCAGUUGAACCUGGUUGAUCUGGCAGGGUCUGAGAGGCAGAAAGACACACACGCAGAAGGCUCCAGACUCAAGGAGGCCAGCAGUAUCAAUCGCUCCCUCAUGUGCUUGGGUCAGGUGAUCAUGGCACUGGUUGAUGUGUCCAAUGGGAAGAACCGCCACAUCUGCUACAGGGACUCUAAACUCACCUUCUUGCUAAGAGAUUCUCUUGGAGGCAAUGCUAAGACUUAUAUCAUUGCUAAUGUACACCCCGGUUCAAAGUGUUUUGGAGAAACAUUGUCUACUUUGCACUUUGCACAGAGAGCAAAAUUGAUCAAGAAUAAGGCCAUUAUCAAUGAAGACACACAGGGAAAUGUGAGGCAGCUACAGGCUGAGGUGAAGAAGCUGAAGGAGCAGCUUGCACUGGCACUCGGGUCUCAGGGAGUGGACUAUGGUAGAGACUUAGCACCUGGAGGACCAGAACUCCCUAUGGUUCCAGCCAUUGGAAAUCAACAGGAUGUCUCGUUUAAAGCAAAGUUUAUGGCUGCUGUUCGUCUGUGGAGGAAACGAGAACAGGAGAAGAGGAUGCUAAUAGAGAAGGUUGCUCGGCUUGAGGAGGCAUGGACCCAGAAAGACAAGUUCAUCCAUUCCAGCCGAAUGAUCAUCAGGUUUCGGGAGGACCAUAUCUCUCGCCUUGAAAAACGAUUGAAGGCAGAACAAGGCUUACUGUCAGACAAGCAGUCUCAGGCUCUGAUUGGCCAGCUAAAAGAAGAGAUCGAGAUCUUAAGGGAUCAGGUUGAGCAUCACCCAAAGAUGAUUCGAUAUACAGCAGAGAACUUCAGUCUUAGGGAGGAGAACCGGCAGCUCCGUUCACUUGAAUCUGUGGUGAAAGCUGAGGAGGCCAUAGGCCAGGUUUCAGCUGAACUGGAAGAAGUCUUCCAGAGGGCUAUGGAGACAGAAAAAAACACAGAAACUCCAGCAGCCUCUUCUACAUGUGUGGCUGUAGAGACUGCAACUGAGAAGCUGAAGGCUCAGCUGCUUCAGAAACAGUCUGACCUCUCAUCUGCUCUGAACGCCUUUGAGGAAUACAAAGAAGUCACCAAGAAACAGUUGUCUCAACUGGAGUCUGAUAAAAGAUACCUCGAGAAGUCUAACAGUCAUUUGGAAAACAUUUUGGAAGCCACCAACGCUUGCAAAAAAAAGGAGGUGUCUGAGCUGAACAGAAUUCAUGUUGAAACUUUAAAGAUUCUCACCACGCCCACCAAAGCAUACAACUUGCGGUCCUGCUUCAUGCCUCUGUCUAGCCCAGAACACCUGAACGGGACAGAUGAUAAAGGAGAUGAUAUUUGGUCUGAGCAGCCUCCUUCAGACAUGGCAGAGAUGGCUCUGACAGAGGAACUGCGCCAAGUGCAUGAACAAACGAGUAAUGUGCAGUUACAGCUGAAUGAUGAGGAGAUGAAGAACCACAAGCUGCUGCAACAAAUUGCAAAACUUGAGGAGCAAAUAGCUGUGAUGUCACAAGAGUCCGCCCGCAAAGACGAGCUUCUUUCUACUGAGCGAGCUAACAAGGAAAGAGAUCAGCUCAACCUGCAAGAAACUGUCGGUGAGCUGCAGCAAAAGCUUCAGUCUGAACAGCAGGCCAAAGAAGUGCUGAGGAGUGAGAUCGGGGAUCUACGCCUGGUGCUGCAGUCCUCCGAUAAGGAGCUGGCCUUCGUGAAGAAUGAGCUAAGAGAUGGCCAGAGUGAGCAGCAGAGAGAGAUGAGCCAGCUCUCCAACAAUCUCAUCAGCACACAGCUCCAACUUGACAAAGUCCAGCUGGAGUGGGAGCAGCUUCUGGAGCAGCAUCGUACUCUGCAGGAUUCAUUUGACCAGCUGCAGGCCGAGGCGAAGUUUGACGCUGAUCUAGCAAGACAGCAGCUGCAGGACAGGCAGCAGGAGAUUGACAAGCUGAACGCACAGCUCACUGAAUUGAAUAAUUCUCUGCAGAAUGAACAGCAGCAGACAAGCACUCUGAUCUCCCAGUUAAAAGAAAACAAAGAAAGCACAUCAAAAGAACUUAUUGAAACUGUGCAGCAGAAUACACAGCUAAAGACACAGGUCUCAGCCCUGACGGCACAAAAUCAACAACAGGCAUCCAAAGUUGUCAAUCUUGAACAAUAUCUCAACUCUGCCAAUGAAACGAUAAAAUGCUUGGAGCAGGAGAUCAAACAGGGAAAAGAUGUUGUUUUAGAUCUGAUGAACCAAACCAGAGACCUCCGCUGUGAGCAGAGCCAGAAGGAUCAGUGCAUUGAACAACUGUCUGAAGACGUCAAAGAAGUCACGGCUAAGUAUAAUGCUGCCUGCCUUGAAAGGGACGAUAUCACAGAACAGAAUUCUAAGAUGCAGACAGAAAUAUGUGACCUGAAAGAAACUUUAGACAGGGGCUUAGCCUCCAACAAAAUUGAGGUGGAGGUUUUGCAGGAGGAGGUUGUUUAUGCCACAGAGGAGGUUGAGAGACUUACAAAGGUUUUGGAUGAGCAGAACAGUCUCCUUCAAGCAUCUCAAGAGCAAACCGCCCACAAGGACGCCCUGAUACAGAAUCUGCAGCAGAAGGUGCAACAACAGCAAGACGCCGUUGAAAGAACUCUCAGAAAUGGAAGUUUCAAACCAGGGUUCGAUCCAACAGUCACACCUAAAUCAUUACCCCGGACUCCCUGCACUCCAUUAAGCUUCAACAGGGACCUGACCCAGGUCCUGGAGAGCCAGGAGCGGGAGCUGGAGAAUCGACGCUCCUCCAUGAUGACCAUGGAGGUUCUUUUAACUGAGCUCAAUGCUGAGAGGACGGCAAAGAACGAGGAGAUCCAGAGGCUAAAGUCACAGCUGACAGAUAAAGAAAUGGUCCGGAUGGAGAUCCAGGCUUUACUUGACCAGUUUUACACAAAGCAGAGCCAGAAUGGAAACAAUAAUAGCGAAGAGUUGAAUGAGGCCAUCAAGCAGUCUAUACGUAAAGAGCUGCAGGAGGAGAGAGCAGAGAAGAGCAAAAUCGAGCAGAAGCUGUCUGACACUCUGAAGAAACUGCAGGCGCAGGAGUCCAUGUUGACCCAGUCUCAGACCUGCGUUCAGGACCUGACUGCUGAGCUCAGAAACCGCUGUCUGGAGCUGAGAGAGCUGAACCACAGAGUACACGACGAAGAGAAGCUACUUCAGGAGAAUGAGGUUCUCCGUAAGCAGAAUGUGCAGCUGUCGGAGGAAAAUGGAAAACUUGUGGGCCAUAAGAACCACAAACAGAGGAUUGAAUAUCUUGUGAAGCUGAAAUUAGAGAACACCAAACUUCAAGAGGAAAAUAAAAAGCUCAGGACGGAGAGUGGUUUAAUGCGAGACAACACAGGAUGUUCUGUGAUGACGUGAAAUGCUGUUAUUUAGUUGUUUGAAGAGAAGAGAACUUCAUCUCAGUCAGUAACUUUUUAAGUCCACUUUUUACUGAGUUAAAGCAAAAAAAGAAAUUGUGACUUUUACCUUGUCUCAUUCAGGUAGUUGAUGACAUAUUUUUAUAUAUUACAUCAAUCACAAUGUUUUUCCUCGAGAAUAUUGUCCCUUUUUAAACUGAACUGUGAUACCAGCAGCUUUGACAGUAUUGAAAACUUAGUCCAGCUAUAUCUUGUGAAGUCAUUUAUUUUCUUAGACUCAAGUGAAUUUGAAAAAUUGAUGCAUUACACCUUUUAAUGUGAAAUCUACAGAAUUUUGUUCACAAUUUGGUGAUUGUCUGUGUAUGUCUGAGUUGUUUCCACGCUAGAUGGUUUCCUGUAUUUUCCAAUCAUCUUGAGGUGUAUGGCCAGUGUCUAUCUUAGCAUAAUCACUAUUCUUUUUUUAUUACUGUAAUUAAAAAAAGUUUUUUUUCCGCCA
This is a messenger RNA of Labrus mixtus (cuckoo wrasse), 4740 nucleotides long. RefSeq names its product kinesin family member 15 (gene kif15). Gene Ontology annotation, biological process: microtubule-based movement. The coding region runs from base 115 to 4245 and encodes 1376 amino acids. Lineage: Eukaryota; Metazoa; Chordata; Actinopteri; Labriformes; Labridae. The transcript is spliced from 35 exons. Gene Ontology annotation, molecular function: ATP binding; microtubule binding; microtubule motor activity. The record is from RefSeq and is a predicted model, not a curated record.